Molecule: messenger RNA, 871 nt
Organism: Oryza sativa Japonica Group (Japanese rice)
Lineage: Eukaryota; Viridiplantae; Streptophyta; Magnoliopsida; Poales; Poaceae
Source: RefSeq, a predicted model, not a curated record
UCAUCCUGAAAACUUUGCGAGUAGGCAAAAAUCAUGAGAAGAGGUCACCCGCCGGUCAGCCCAUUGGUAUUUUCUUUCUUUCAUGAAAAGAAAGUUUUUCUUCCGUAAUCCGAAGAUGAUAGUAUGAUUAAUGAUUCUACUAGUAAUUGUGAUCGGACGGUGGCUUUGCCUUUGCUCGCCUUCUUUCUUCUUCCCUACUCCAAGGCUUAUUACCGCCUCUUUUUCCUCUCCACGCCUUGCUGCUCAGCUUCCUUCUCAAGAAAAACACUACCCUAUAAAAUGUAAACGACGCCACCUCUCCCAAAUCAUCGUAGCAACAGCGACAGCCAAAAAACAUCAUCAAAAUUCUUCGGGGGGAGAGAGUUUGAUGGAGGAGAAGGGUGCGGAGGCGAUGACGCAGAAGGCGCCGGAGAAGGAGGCGGCGGCGAUGGCGUGCUACCGGAGGACGGUGGGGGAGGAGGCGACGUUCAAGGAGAGAUCCAAGGACCUGUUCCGGCAGUUCAAGGACGCGCCGGCGGGGGAUCACUGGGUCUGCCUCAAGAACAAGGUCCGCGCCGCCGGCGAGUACGCCACCCUCCGUACUCGCCAGGGCAUCACCAUGUUCGGCGAGCCAAAUGUCGGCGACCUCUUGGGAAGAACCAAGGAUGACGACUCCAAGAAGACGCCUUCCGCGUAAAUUAUAGACCAAGAUUGAGUGGAGAAGCAGUAGCAUUCUUGAGGGCGAACCAUCUAAGUUUGUUAAUAAGUGUUCUCUCUAUGGUUAAAUGAUUGAUUAGUUCGAGUUUUACUCCGUUCGUGUUGAUUAGUCCAGGCUUUCGAGGUGUAAUAGAAUACUGCAACAAUAGAAGUGUGUUUCUUUUUGUUUUGGUUA